Messenger RNA from Benincasa hispida (wax gourd), 867 nucleotides. Lineage: Eukaryota; Viridiplantae; Streptophyta; Magnoliopsida; Cucurbitales; Cucurbitaceae. The record is from RefSeq and is a predicted model, not a curated record.
CAACUCCUUACAUUUCCCUUCUUAUUCUUCCAACUAUAAUAUCUCAACCACCACUCUCUUUCUCUCUCUACUUUCCAUUUUUCCCUUUCAUUUUCUCUCUCUUAACUCAAAAAUGGCCGCCGAUGAGCCCAACAAAGUAGAGUCUCAAUCUCCAUCAGAGCGCCCUCCACUGCCUGCGGCGGACUCGAUGGAGGAGCGAACCAAAGACGUGGCGGAGGAGAAAUCAAUUAUCCCAUUAACCCCACCGGAGGUGAAGCCGGCCGAUGACUCCAAAGCUCUGGCAACCAUUGAAAGUUUUGGAAUGAUAGAGACUCAUGAAAAAGCAGAGGAGAAAGAGAAAGACAGUGAAGGCUCAAUUAAUAGAGAUGCUGUACUUGCAAGAGUUGCAACAGAGAAGAGAUUGUCACUCAUCAAAGCUUGGGAAGAGAGUGAAAAAUCUAAGGCAGAGAAUAGAGCCCACAAAAAGCUAUCAGCAAUUGGAUCAUGGGAGAACAGCAAUAAAGCAGCUGUGGAGGCUGAACUGAAACAGAUUGAGGAAAAAUUGGAGAAGAAGAAAGCAGAGUAUAUAGAGAAAAUGAAGAACAAAAUAGCUUUGAUUCACAAAUCAGCAGAAGAAAAGAAGGCUGAUAUUGAAGCCAAGCGUGGAGAAGAAAAGAUUAAGGCAGAGGAAAUUGCAGCCAAAUACAGAUCCACUGGAACUGCUCCCAAGAAGAUCCUUGGUUGUUUCUAAUUUAAACAAUUAUAUGCGAAUUUCCUUCAUUUAUUUCUUCAUUCUGAUGGGAGUUUCUUUGUAUUAUUGUUUCUUUUAUAUAUUCUUUAUUUAUAAUUAAUAUAUUAUAUAAAUUGAUAAUUGAACUUCUUUCUUAA